Molecule: messenger RNA, 348 nt
Organism: Solanum pennellii
Lineage: Eukaryota; Viridiplantae; Streptophyta; Magnoliopsida; Solanales; Solanaceae
Exons: 2
Coding region: 1-348 (115 amino acids)
Source: RefSeq, a predicted model, not a curated record
AUGAAUCUGGAUGCCGAGUUAGCUGGAAGAAAAAGGGUUACACAGUUGCAUGAGCUAGAAGAGUUAAGGAUUCAUGUCUAUGAUAAUGCAAAGGUAUACAAAGAGAAGACUAAAAGGUGGCAUGACAAGCAUAUUGUGUUACCGACCUUCCAUCCUGGUCAACUAGUGUUGUUGUUCAAUUCUAGGUUGAAGAUGUUCCAAGGAAAGCUCCAAUCUAAAUGGAGUGGUGUUCCAGAGGAGAUCUUGGACUACAUGGCCCCAUUUUACCUAGAAGUUCUGGGUAUUACACGGACCAAAGGGCUUGACACUGACUUAGGCCCCACCAUAACCACUGCAAAGCGUCACUGA